Messenger RNA from Trichogramma pretiosum, 3205 nucleotides. Its product is annotated as pre-mRNA-splicing factor CWC22 homolog. Gene Ontology annotation, molecular function: protein binding; RNA binding. The transcript is spliced from 6 exons. Gene Ontology annotation, cellular component: catalytic step 2 spliceosome. The record is from RefSeq and is a predicted model, not a curated record. Lineage: Eukaryota; Metazoa; Arthropoda; Insecta; Hymenoptera; Trichogrammatidae. Gene Ontology annotation, biological process: mRNA splicing, via spliceosome. Bases 100 to 2817 code for a protein of 905 amino acids.
UCCGCUCGGGUCCAAACUCCAAAACACAACGAACUGCAACUUUUAAGGAGCAAGUCGCAAUCACAAACAAUUCAUAACCAAGUAUUAUUGUCUGUCACCAUGUCUGGAGUGGAGAAAAAAUCGGAUAAUAAUAAAAAAAGACACAGAAAAAGUAGUUCUUUACGUAAACACAGAAAAAGACAUAGAAGUACUUCUAGCGAGACAAAUGAUAUAAGGUAUGAAAGAAGUGGAUCUAUAGGUGAAAAAGAAAGAAGGCAUAGAAGAAGUAGCUCCAGUGAUAACAGUGAAAAGAGGAAUGAAAGAAGUGGAUCUACAUGUGAAAAGGAAAGAAGGCGUAGAAGAAGUAGUUCUAGUAAUACCAGUGAAAAAAGGAAUGAAAGAAGUAGGUCCAUGGAUAGAAAUAAAAAAAGGCAUGAAAGAAGUACUUCAAGUGAUACUAAUAAAAAAAAGUAUGAAAAAAGUAAGUCCAAAAAUGAAAAUAAAAAAAGACACGAAAGGAGUAGAUCUAUCGAUAGAAAUAAAAAAGAACAUAAUAGUAGUUCUAGCGAUACUAGUACAGAAAAACAUGAAAGAAGUGGGUCUGUAGAAAAAACUAAAAAGAGACAUAAAAAAAGUGGGUCCAAAGACAAAAACAAUAAAAGACAUAGAAGAAGUAGCUCCAGUGAUUCAAAUGAUAAAAGGUAUGAAAGAAGUGGAUCUAUGGAUAAAAAUAAAAAAAGUCAUAAAAGACGUGGGUCCAUAAGUAGGAAUGAAAAAAGAUAUAAAAGACAUGGGUCCACAAGUAGGAAUGAAAAGAGGUAUAAAAGAAAUGGGUCUGCAGAUAAAAAUGAUAAAAAACAUAGAAGAAGUAUUUCCAGCGAUACAAAUGAUAAAAGAUAUGAAAGAAGUAGAUCAAUAGAUGAAAAUAAUCAAAAGCAUAAAAGAAAUGAGUCCUUAGGUACAAAUAAUAAAAGAUCUGAAGGAAGUAGACCCAGAGAUGAAAAUGACAAAAGAUAUGAGAGAAGGGAAACCAUAGAUAGAAAUGAAAGAAGAUAUAGAAGAAGCACAUCUAUUGAGGCAAAUGAAAAAAGAUGUAAAAGAAGUAGAUCAAGAGAUCAUGAUGAAAACAGAUAUACAACAAAUAGUUCUGUAGGUAGAAAAGACGGAAUGAGCAAUGUUAAUGAAAUAGGCUAUGAAAAUGUAGGCCCUAAACCGAUUAAAAAAGAAGAGCUUUUGACAACAAAAACUGGUGGUGCUUACAUACCACCUGCAAAGUUGAGGUUGAUGCAAGCAGAAUUAAAAGACAAGAGUAGUUCAGCUUAUCAACGUAUUGCAUGGGAAGCUCUUAAAAAGAGUAUUCAUGGUUUUAUAAAUAAAGUCAAUACAUCCAAUAUUGGCCCUAUUACAAGGGAUUUAUUGAAAGAAAACAUCGUUAGAGGCAGAGGUCUAUUGGCAAGAUCUAUAAUUCAAGCCCAAGCAGCUUCACCUACAUUUACUCCAGUUUAUGCUGCAUUAGUUGCCGUUAUCAAUUCAAAGUUCCCUAACAUUGGUGAGUUGAUUGUGAAACGACUCGCAAUUCAAUUCAAAAGAGGAUUUAAAAGAAAUUCAAAAGUCUUAUGCAUAUCUUCAGCAACAUUUAUUGCCCAUUUAGUAAAUCAGGGUGUGGCUCAUGAGAUAUUGAUACUUGAGAUUUUAACUUUGCUGGUGCAAACUCCAACUGAUGAUUCAAUUGAAAUAGCUAUAGCUAUUUUAAAAGAAGUAGGGAUGAAGCUUACUCAAGUUUGUCGCAAAGGCAUUGAGGCAAUAUUUGAAAUGUUACGUAAUAUCCUUCAUGAAGGACAUUUAGAUAAAAGGGUACAAUAUAUGAUUGAAGUUGUAUUCCAAAUCCGUAAGGAUGGAUUUAAAGAUCAUGAAGCUGUUAAUAAAGACCUUGAUCUAGUGGAGGAAGAAGAUCAAAUGACUCAUUUAAUUGCUCUUGAUGAAGCUACAGAUAGUCAAGAUAUACUUAAUGUUUUCAAAUUUGAUGCUGAGUACCUUACUAAUGAAGAAAAGUAUAAAGAACUAAGUAAAGAUAUUUUAAAUUCUGAUAGCGAUGAUGACGAUGACGAUGAAGGAAGUGAUGAAGAAGACGAUGAAGACGAAGAUGAAGAGGAUGAGAAAACUGAAAGUGGUGGUCUUAUCAUUGAUAACACUGAAACUAAUUUAACUGCACUCAGAAGGACAAUAUACCUUACUAUCCAUUCUUCUCUUGAUUUUGAAGAAUGUGCCCAUAAACUGUUGAAAAUGCAAUUGAAACCUGGGCAAGAAAUGGAAUUGUGUCACAUGUUUCUUGAUUGUUGUGCAGAAAUGAGAACGUAUGAAAAAUUUUUUGGACUUCUGGCAGGAAGAUUUUGUGCUAUAAAUAGAAUAUACGUUGGACCAUUUGAAGAAAUUUUCAGAACUUCAUACAACACAAUUCAUAGGUUGGAUACCAACAGAUUAAGAAAUGUAGCAAAAUUUUUUGCUCAUUUACUUAUGACGGAUUCAAUUUCUUGGGCUGUUCUAUCUGAAAUUAAGUUAAAUGAAGACGACACCACAAGUUCAUCAAGAGUUUUCAUAAAAAUAUUAUUCCAAGAGUUGUCUGAAUACAUGGGACUUCCAAAACUCAAUGACAAAUUAAAGGACGAAGAAAUGCAGGAAGCAUUUAAUGGAUUAUUCCCAAAAGAUGAUCCACGCAAUACCCGAUUUGCGAUAAAUUUCUUUACAUCAAUCGGCUUAGGAGGACUGACGGACGACUUGAGAGAAUUUUUGAAAAAUCGUCCAAAAAAAGACGUUCCGCUUGUUAAAAAGGAACCAUAAUUACACAAUUUGUGCUACCACCGAAAAAAUGAAAAAUUGUGGGCAUAUAUUUUGUUUAGAUAUUCAGUAACUACAAAAAUAGUUGUUUAAAUUUUUAUGAUGGAUGUAAUAUUUUUACCAUACCCAUAAAAUUUGUAAAUAAACUGUCUAUGAUAUUUCACUAACAACAAUAAAAUUUUAAUAAAUUAUUAUACACUAUGAGGUGACUGUGUUUUCUUGGAAAACGUCGAAUAUUGAUGCUGUACAUAUAAUCUAGAAAAUAACAUUUUAGUCACGUGUUCGGCUUGUCAAUGGUUCAUGUUCCAUCCAUUUCUGUAAUAGAGGUAAAAGAUGGUCGAUCUUGAAUAAAAAAUAAAUUGUUGAAUAAAUAUUACCGAUGGAAAAUAAA